AGUCAUUGGUGUGAAUAUAAGCAGCGCCUGUAACAUAAUGCUAACAAGAAACAAGAGAAUAAAUAUUGUAAAUGAUGUGCAGCAGGCCCUCUAAAGCACCAGAGACGGGGUUUUGUUUUUUAACAGUGGAGAUUAGUCUAACCUGACCGGAAGCAGUUCUCGUGUUCACGCGGGCUUGAUGGUGAGGCGAGAGCAGAAGGCGAGUCAAAGAAAGAAAGGAUGAGAGCCGCUGAUCUAGUGAGAGAGAGGACGAGUGUGUGAGCGAGGAACGAGCGGCUCGGCACCAGCAGCAGGAACAGACUGGACAACUCCUAUCGUGGGUUCUAAAGCAGGCUGUUCCAUUUGUGUGAUCCUGUCAGAUCAAAAGGAUGGAGGUCUUUUUGGGUCUGCUUGUCCUCGGAUCUGUGGUUCUGAACCUGGCAUUUGGGGGAGAUGUGUGUGUGUCAGGUCACGACCGUGGGCCAGUGUUUGAAGCAGAGCCAAGCAGUUUAAUUUAUCCGGAAGGCCUGACUGAAGGCAAGAUAACUCUGAGCUGUCAGGCCAGAGCCAGUCCAGCUGUUUCCUACAGGUGGCUUUUGAAUGGCACUGAGGUCUCGCUGGGGUCGGAUUGGUACCAUUUAAUAGCCGGCACCCUAGUGAUCAGCAACCCGGAGAUGAUGAGAGAUACAGGAUCAUACCAGUGUCUGGCUAUCAAUCGAUGUGGGACCAUCAUCAGCAAAGCAGCUAAUGUGAAGUUUGGUUACCUUCAUGACUUUUCUCCAGACAGUAGGAGUCCAAAGACAGUCUAUGAAGGGGUGGGCACCUCAAUACCAUGCCAGCCUCCACCACAUUACCCAGCUCUGUCCUAUCGCUGGUUAAUCAACGAGUUUCCUAACUUCAUCAGAAAGGAAGAUGGGCGGUGGUUUGUUUCACAGGUUACUGGUAACCUGUACUUGGCCAAAGCAGAGCCAAAUGAUAGUGGGAACUACUUCUGCUUCACCACCAUAAAUCUGGACAUCAGCACCAAAAGCACCUUCAGCAAGGCCAACCCACUCACUGUACUGCCAGAUGCCAAUCCCAGGAAAUCUGCACCAAGCAUUAAAGUGCGGUUCCCAGCAGAGACGUAUGCCCUUGCAGGACACACAGCACAGCUGGAAUGCUUCGCUUAUGGAAA
Molecule: messenger RNA, 1153 nt
Organism: Nothobranchius furzeri (turquoise killifish)
Lineage: Eukaryota; Metazoa; Chordata; Actinopteri; Cyprinodontiformes; Nothobranchiidae
Source: RefSeq, a predicted model, not a curated record